Messenger RNA from Aedes albopictus (Asian tiger mosquito), 1436 nucleotides. RefSeq names its product CD63 antigen-like. Gene Ontology annotation, cellular component: plasma membrane. The transcript has a single exon. The coding region runs from base 347 to 1054 and encodes 235 amino acids. The record is from RefSeq and is a predicted model, not a curated record. Lineage: Eukaryota; Metazoa; Arthropoda; Insecta; Diptera; Culicidae.
AAUUUUUGUAUGGGUUGUCCCACUUUGCUGAACCCCUUCUUCCCCCUUAAAGCGUGACGUUAUUUAUGGACGUUCCCUUUGAAGAAAACACAAUAGGGCACCGCACUGUUUUGAUUUUGUAUGGGAUUUUGACGUUUCUUGGCCUUGUUGUUUACAAAAUUUCUGUAAGAGUGAAAGAGAAGGGGAGAAUUUCAUGCCCUAUUGUUUGAAUAAAUAAGUUUGAACCACCUCAUUGCCUACAGAUGGCUAGAUGGCUAGACUCUCUUGAUCGCAGCCACCCACUAGUCAGCCCCCAGCUACCCAUCCGUCAGUGUCAAUUGUUUUGAAAUUUCACCAGCACCACAAAAUGGCGAUCACCAUCGGCGUCCCCACGUUGCGCUGCACCCUGAUCCUGCUGAACAUGAUGUGCUUUCUGAGUGGCCUCUCGCUGGCCAUCGUGGGUGCCGUGAUGCACACCAAACUGGAAACGAUCACCAGUCUCACCCAUCGGGACAACCUACUGACGAGCCAAUCGCUGAUGGCCAUGGGCUUGGGCGUGAUCAUCUUUGCGGUGGCUUUCUUCGGAUUCUGCGGAGCGGCCAAACACUCGUACUGCAUGACCGUGACUUACGUGAUGUUGACGAUGGUGCUGAUCGUGAUCCAGAUUGUGGUGGCGGUGCUGCUGUUUGCCGGCACGGACCACAGCCGGCACGAUUACCUGGAGUGGUUCGACGAGUACUUUGACCAUGGUAUCAGCGUGGCCAAGAGGUCCAGCGUGGUGGAUCCGAUCAUCGAUUACCUGCAGAGCACCUACGAAUGUUGCGGGAAGAUAUCGUUUCUGGACUGGGGUAACAAGCUGCCGGAUUCCUGCUGCGCGGAUGGACGUACGGGGCCGAACUGCGUCCCGUUUGAGGAAGGAUGCGAACGGAUGCUGGAGGGAUACAUUCGGCAGACGGGCAAAAUCAUCGGUUGGAUCCUGAUGUGGCUGACGGUGUUCGAGUUCGUCGCUCUGACGUUGGCCUGCUGUCUGGCCAACGGGAUCAAGAAUCGAGUGGAUGCACUGUACUUUGCUUGAGUUGGUGCUACGGAAAUAUAAAUUUCUAAGUAAAAUAAAAUCUUAUUAGAAAAUAUUCCCUGGGCUUGAAUUAUAUUUUUAGGGAGUUUUGAUUUUUUGCAUACAUAUAUCUUUCUUUGUUUGUAAUAUUCUCAGAGGUUAUCGAAAUCCAAUAAGGCGCGUUACCGGGUUUCAGAUUGGGACAAAGGGAGAUCUCUCGCUUUUGUGUUGUAGUCAGCCAGUGUGAUCUCCUAUAGUGUUGUAGUACGAUUAGAUGAUCUCAUUCUAUGGGAAUUUGAACCUUAUAAUGCAUUGUUUACUAUGCAACUUCAAUUAAGUUUGAAUAGGAUCUAUGGGGUCAUGUCUAGCACUUGAUGACUGAUUCUUACCUAGUAGAGGUACU